AUGUCAUCAGCUUAUAAUAAAAAAUUGGCUUUAAAUUCCUUAAAUGAUAAGCCUGUUCCUUUAAAUAUAAAUACAAAUAAUGAAAACAAUAAUAUAAAAAGAAAAUUAUUUAGAUCAUUUAGAAAUACAAGAAAUGCAUUUUGCCCAGAUUGUAAAGAAAAAGGAAUAAUUAUAUGUGAUAAUAGUGAAGGAACGCAGAUAUGUAAUGGAUGUGGGUUAGUAGUUGAAAGUAAUAUUCUUUCAGAUGAACAAGAAUGGAGAAAUUUUAAUAAUGAUGGUCAUUCAAAAGGUAAUGAUAGAAAUAGAGUGGGGGAAGCUAGUGAUAUAUGGUUAGAAAAUAAUUUAACUAGUACUACUUUUAUUAAAUCCAGUAAAAAAUUACAACACUUAAAUAUGAUGACUCAAAUAAAUAAAAAUGAUCAAACAUUAAUUGCUGCUUUUAAUAUUUUAAAAUUAAUUUGUGAAACAUUUUUUCUUCGAAGUAAUGUAAUUGAACGAGCUAAAGAAAUAACUAAAGAAUUACAAGAUUUAGAACAAUUAAAAAAUAGAAUAAAUAAUUUGAAUAUGUUGGCGGUUGUUUAUUUAGCAUGUCGAGAAGCAGGACAUAUAAAAAGCAUAAAAGAAUUAAUAACUUUUGAUAGAUCUUAUAAAGAAAAAGAUUUAGGAAAAACUAUUAAUAAAUUAAAAAAAGUAUUACCUACAAGAGCCUUUGUUUAUAAUGAAAAUAUUUCUCAUUUAAUAUACUCAUUAUCAAAUAGAUUACAAUUAUCAACUGAUUUAAUUGAAGCAAUUGAAUAUGUUGUAAAAAAGGCUACCACUCUGAUUACAACUUCUCAUAGACUAAAUUCAUUGUGCGGUGGAUCAAUUCAUUUAAUAGUUGAAUUAAAUACAAAUGAAGAAAAAAAUGUAAAAUUACCGAAUUUAUCUCAAAUUGCUACAGUAUGUGGAGUAACAACUAAUACACUAAAAACUACGUUUAAAGAAUUACUAAAUGCAUCUGAAUAUAUUUUACCAAAAUAUUAUUUAACAGAAAAUAGUCAAAAAUUGUCAUUACUAAAACAAAAAUAUAUAAGUGAAGAAAAAAAAAAAAUAAAAUAA
Molecule: messenger RNA, 1098 nt
Organism: Plasmodium relictum
Lineage: Eukaryota; Apicomplexa; Aconoidasida; Haemosporida; Plasmodiidae
Product: transcription initiation factor TFIIB, putative
Exons: 3
Coding region: 1-1098 (365 amino acids)
Biological process (GO): DNA-templated transcription initiation; transcription preinitiation complex assembly
Cellular component (GO): transcription preinitiation complex; nucleus
Molecular function (GO): TBP-class protein binding
Source: RefSeq, a predicted model, not a curated record